Ilex paraguariensis (yerba mate) is the source of this 372-nucleotide messenger RNA. The record is from the annotation of a GenBank genome assembly. Lineage: Eukaryota; Viridiplantae; Streptophyta; Magnoliopsida; Aquifoliales; Aquifoliaceae.
AUGGCUGGUGGAUCUUUUGCUCCGGCCGGCGUGGCUAAGGAGAGAGCAGGGCAGUAUCAACGGACAGUCACCUGUUAUGUCAUCGUCGCCUGCGUUGUUGCAGCCGUAGGUGGCUCACUGUUUGGUUAUGACAUUGGAAUAUCAGGAGGGGUGACAUCAAUGGAUGGAUUUCUUGAAAAAUUCUUCCCCACAGUUUACAGAAACAAAAAUCGUGCGCAUGAAAACAACUACUGCAAAUACAACAACCAAGGCCUAGCAGCAUUUACAUCUUCUCUCUUNCCCCCGCCUAUAGUGAGUUUGCGUGAGAGAAACGAAGACAUUGUUAUCCCCACUUUAGAUAUGCUAAUUCACGAAAUUCUACAAAAAGGGUAA